AACGAGAGCGACCAGGGUAAGGGGGUAAGAGAAAGAAGGAACAAAGGAACAAAGGAACAAGGAAAAAAAAAGAGAAGAAAAAAAAGACGUAAACCGCCGAACGACUCCUUUCCUCAAAAGCUGCCACGACGACCUCCGCCAGAUCCCGCACUUCCUCCCUUUUCUCUUAUUCCCUUCAUUCCCUUUUCGACGUUCUCCAAGGCGAUUUCCGCGCGAUUAUUUUAGCCCCCGACAACUCUAGUCCAACUCCUCGCGCAGCCUAUUAGGUAUCGGCCUCUUCCGUUCCGCCUCUACGUAAUCACCACAGUCGUUGCCACGUUCCCAUCCAACUUACUUCAUCGCACCACCGCAAUACCAGAGACACAAACGUACCCAUGGAAAUACCAAAGUUUCGGCGCAAGCCAAAACAACCCACCAUCGUGACCGACACGAGAGCUCUCACCCCUCGCGAGUCGCCCGACUCAUCCCCGUCGACCAUGGCCAGUCCCGGCGCGAAGUCCUUCGGCCAGUUGCACCCCCUUCGCAAAGGGCCCUUCCGCAACUUUCACCUGCGCAGCGCCACGAAGCGCGCCCGCUCCCCUGCUGCUCCUCCUUCGCCUCUGCCUUCGUCUUCUCCUCUGUCGACCCGCACUUCGAUUCAAGAAGGUGCCGCCAUCUUUGCAUCGAGCCCUCCUUCCCCCGUAUCAGUGCGCCACCGAGAUGGCCAAGCAGUCGAUAGCCGGAACUCCAGGGAUGCUAGGAAGAAGCCCAAGAUGCCCUUCUUCUUGGAUCAACCUCUGGAUGCCAUCGAGGAAAAGUUCAUCUUUCUCCCCUUCGCCAUCCCACCGCCCGUUCAGCCCGAUUCCGACCUUAAUUCCACCUCCCCGUACAACUUCUACCGCCAGACCGACAUGCGCCGCGGCGUCAUGGACCGUUACACAAACAUCAAACCCUACAACCACAACCGCGUUCGCCUGCGGGUCCCCGACUCCACCCUGGACUACGUCAAUGCCUCCCCCGUCACUUUGCCCGCGAUGAACGAAAACCUGCCUCCGCUGCGCUAUAUCGCCAUGCAAGGACCCACCAGGCUUUCCAUCGACUUUGUGUGGCGCAUGCUUGCCGAACAGACCCGAAGCGAGAACCCCGUAGUUAUUGUCCAGCUCACCACCAUGAUUGAGGGACAGCACGAAAAGUGCUUCCCCUAUCUCCCCAUGUCUCCCGAAGAAGGUCCCUGGGUCCUCAACCGCAACGAUGGCUGGGAGGACGGAUGGAGGGCCGAGCUGCGCUGCGAAUCUGUACAAGAACUGGAAGGAGGAGCCAUUGAGCUGCGGAAAUUGGUUCUCCGAGUUGACCCUCCCGAAAGCCGGGAGAACUCGGAGACGGAUGAAGAUGACGAACACGACGAAGACGAGGAGGACGGAGGCGCCAGUCUCGAGGAUGGAGAAGACGAGGAACGCGUGAAGCCCGAGGAAUGGACCAUCUGGCACUUCUACUACACCAGGUGGCCCGACUUCGGCGCGCCAGCGCUCGAGGACGUCGAAAGCUUUCUCGCCCUGAUGCGCCUGUCGCGGGACUACAACACGGGCAAGGCGCCCCAGCCCGAUGGUGCCACGUCCGAGCGCAACGGAAACGACGUGCCCCGCUCGAGAGCAACCGAGUCUACCGGCCAAGAAAAGAAGAAGGAGAAGGACGACCAGGAGGAAGCGAACCCGCGCAUCAUCCACUGCAGCGCCGGAGUGGGUCGGACCGGGACAUUCAUCACUCUCGAGCACCUCAAGCGCGAGCUCGACGCCGGCACACUGGAGAACUACGACGGGUCCCUCAACGUCACAUUGAGCAGCGGAGGAGGAGACGACUCGGACGACGACGCCUUCCCCGACCCCAUCGUACAGACCGUCGAGAAGCUCCGCGAGCAGCGGCUGCUCAUGGUGCAGUCGCCGGACCAGUUCCUUUUCCUCUACCAGACGCUGCGCCAGAUGUGGCUGCACCGCUACGGCCCGCUUGUGGACGACCCGGCCGAGGGAUUCGAGGAGCGGGCCCCUAAGAGGUUGGAGGUCGGAGAUCCUUACGUCGAUUGACGCCAUGACCCGGCCCGUGAGGAGCGGCGACCGGGACUUGAGCUGACGAGGGAGGAUCUGUCCCGCUUCACUCGCCGAGGGUUAUCCGCAUGAGAAAGAAAAGGGAAGGUGCGGGGGCCAUGGUC
Messenger RNA from Sodiomyces alkalinus F11, 2182 nucleotides. Its product is annotated as phosphatases II. The record is from RefSeq and is a predicted model, not a curated record. Bases 375 to 2057 code for a protein of 560 amino acids. The transcript is spliced from 2 exons. Gene Ontology annotation, molecular function: protein tyrosine phosphatase activity. Gene Ontology annotation, biological process: protein dephosphorylation. NCBI's taxonomy places the organism in Eukaryota, Fungi, Ascomycota, Sordariomycetes, Glomerellales, Plectosphaerellaceae.